Messenger RNA from Varroa destructor (honeybee mite), 1938 nucleotides. Its product is annotated as G-patch domain and KOW motifs-containing protein-like. Lineage: Eukaryota; Metazoa; Arthropoda; Arachnida; Mesostigmata; Varroidae. The record is from RefSeq and is a predicted model, not a curated record. Gene Ontology annotation, biological process: mRNA splicing, via spliceosome. Gene Ontology annotation, cellular component: spliceosomal complex.
UGAACCAAUGCUUCCGAUGAGAAAUUUGUUAUCAAAAUGGAAGGUUGUAGUGCGGCUCCGAAAAAGAUUUCUUUAAAUAUAAGAGGUUCUGGAAAAAAAUCAGCAUUUAACAAGGAUUUGGUGCAACAUGAUACGGAAGUUAAGGAAGAGACAGAUUAUGUUACGGAAGUUACUGGCAACCGAAUUAAAGGUACGCGAAAAAUUGAAAAAAAGAAAGAACUCAUAGUUCCAGCAUUGGUAAACGAAAGUUUAAUUCAGAGAAAAAAUCGGCUUAAAUAUGGUGCGUAUAUAGAUCGGGAAGUUAAGCAAGAAAUAAAGGAAGAGCUGUUAAAUAAUGAAGAUGUGACGCCGGAAACCGUCAGCAAAGCCAGUUCGGUUAUUUCUGAUCAUGCUGAAAAUCAGCCGGAUACUUCGCUUGAAAAUCCAAUCGACCCCUCAUAUGAAGAAAUGCCUAUCGAAGAGUUUGGGAUGGCUCUUUUACGUGGCAUGGGUAAGAAAUCCAAAGGAGGCCACGAUGGAAGAUCUUCAGUGGCUGUACAACCAAUUGAAGUAAAGAUCCGCCCGAAAGGUUUGGGACUGGGUGCGGAGCAGCUACUUAGAAGUGCCCAAGAACAGCAAGAGUAUGAAAAUAAAAAAAAGGGUAACCAGAAAGAGAAACUCAUUGUGAAAAGCGGCGCUUUUGUUAAAAUUAUCGAAGGGACAUACAAAGGAAAAUAUGGACAGGUCCUAGGCAUCGACGAAGAUGCUGCCAGAGUUUAUAUCAGUUUAGCAUUAACAAAGGACAAGGUUGCUUGUAAUGAAGCUCUAGUUAUUGCUGUAGGCAAGCAGGAAUACAACGACUUUGGAAAAUGUCUGAACAGAGACCGCUAUGAUGACUAUAAGCGAAAGCAUGAAGGCUAUCAAGGAAGCCGACAAUCGGAAACGAUUGAUCUAACUGCAGGAUUUCAAGAUGAUAGGUCGAGAAUGGGGCAUGGCGAGAAUGGCAAAAAAAGUAAGAAAACUAAGGUGGACAAUAAACGGCCAUUUAUCGGUUACUGGCUCCAAUCACAAUUACGUGUGAGAGUCGUCGAUGAUAAUUGGAAGGAUGGACGGUUUGCUAACGAAAAAGUGGUUAUCGAAGACGUGGUCAGCCGCGAUGUGUGCUUCUGUCGAACUGACAACGGUCGGCUCCUGGAGGAUGUGCACAUGGACAUGUUAGAGACAGUUCUACCAAGAUCGACGGUACAAGCCACUGUCCCUGUCAUGGUCGUGGCGGGAAAAUACAAAGGUCAAGUGGGACAUAUCGUGGAGCGGGACAAAAAAGCAUGCGUCGCCUAUGUUCAAUUCGUUCACGACAAGAAAGUGUAUAAAUUAGACUUUGAUUAUAUCUGUGAAUACGUAGGUCAAGUUUCUUAUUGAUAUGUGAGGAAUACUAAUUUGAUAUUCUGCAAAACUGUAACGUGUAAAUGGGGUGGACGCGAGAAGCCGGUGCAAUUACAUUGGCUAAAAACUCAUCCCUAAUAUAAUUGAAUGACUCAUGUGCCAACCAAACAAUUCAUUAUAAAUAUUCUUCAUAUGCGAUUACAUGAUUUAUAAAUAGCGUUCCUGUAUAUAUGUAAACACUAAAUUAUAUAACACAAUUCUGUUUAUGUAUAUAAGUGAUCCUUUUUCUAGAUGACUAGCACAUAGUAACUAGGCAUGCGACACUUUUUUUUUUUUGAUUACAUGAUAUAUUUCUAAAUUAUAUAAAUGCAUCUUAAAUACACAAAUCAGAUGAAAAUUCAACCACUAAUCAGUAUAGAUAUCUCUUCGAAGGAUUUUUAAGUUAUUGCAGUUUUUUCUAUCCAAGAGAAGGUGUUUUUAGUCAUUCGUCCGAAAAUCAAGUGCGCCCUCGAAAUUUUGCGUAUUUAAUUUAUAUAUGGUCGAAUAAUAAUAAAAUAAUAAUAAUAAUAACCUGUA